AUGGCCGCCGCUGUGCAGCUGCUCCGCGGGGCUGCCUGGGGCCGGCCCGCCCUCGCCGCCGCCGCCGCGGGCCGCCGUGCGCUGAGCUCCGCGCCGCCCUCGGGGACGGCGGGCUGGGGGCGGCGUCACUCGGCACUGGCGGCGGCGGCGGCGGCGGGGGCGCUGGGCGGACUGGGGCUGGGGCUGUGGCGGCGGCGGGCGGCGCUGGCGGCGGGGGAAGGCGAGCUGGGGAAGGCGGAGGAGGAGGAGGAGAUGCGGCGGCUGUGCCAGCGGUUCAUGGCGCCGCCGGUGAGCGGGCCGCGGGAGCUGUGGCGGCGGCGGCGCGACAUGCGGGGCCGCAUGGAGCUGCUCAUCAUGGAGACGCAGGCGGAGGUGUGCCGCGCCCUGGCGGCGCUGGACCGCGGCGCCGCCUUCGCCGUCAACACCUGGGAGAGGAAGGAAGGCGGCGGCGGCAUCAGCUGCGUGCUCCAGGACGGCCACGUCUUCGAGAAGGCAGGCGUCAACGUGUCCGUGGUGUUCGGGCACCUUUCCGCAGAAGCUGCGCAACAGAUGAAAAGCAGGAAAACUCUGAAGGACAAAGACGGGAAACUGCCUUUUUGUGCUAUGGGUGUAAGUUCUGUUAUCCAUCCAAAGAAUCCUCAUGUUCCAACUGUGCACUUCAACUACAGAUACUUUGAAAUUGAGGAAGCAGAUGGGACUAAACAAUGGUGGUUUGGUGGUGGCACUGACCUCACUCCGACUUACUUGAACAAAGAAGAUGCUGUGCAUUUUCACAAGACUUUGAAAGAAGCUUGUGAUAAGCAUGAUCCAAAGCUGUAUCCCAAGUACAAGAAAUGGUGUGAUGACUAUUUCUAUAUCAAGCACCGUGGUGAACGAAGAGGGAUUGGAGGCAUAUUCUUUGAUGACCUGGACUCUCCCUCCAAAGAGGAAGUAUUCCAGUUUGUGCAGAGUUGUGCCAAAGCCAUCGUGCCUUGCUACAUUCCCAUUGUCAAGAAGCACUGCCAUGACCCCUUCACGCCAGAGGAAAAGCUAUGGCAGCAACUUCGCCGGGGGCGGUAUGUGGAGUUCAAUUUGGUUUAUGACAGAGGUACAAAAUUUGGCCUUGCAACACCAGGAUCAAGAAUUGAAAGCAUUCUUAUGUCUUUGCCACUGACUGCAAGGUGGGAAUACAUGCACACCCCGCCAGAGAAUUCAAGAGAAGCAGAAAUCCUGGAAGUCCUGCGCAAUCCAAAAGACUGGGUGCACUGAUGCAUAUCAUGAAGAAGACUGGAUUACUUAUACUAUCCAUUAAGAAAGAAUAAGAACACCACAAACCAGCUCACCCAAACUGCCAUUGCAUGGCAUUUUAAGAUAGCCGGUGCCUUAACAAUGCUGUAGACAUUUGUUAUAAGUUGCAAAUAUGUGAAGUAAUUCUUUAAGAGCUAGUUGAAGAGCUCAAGUUGCUAUUUGUCCCCCCACCCCGCCAUUGAUGUUGCCUUGUGAAGGACUGGUGAUACGCUCACAGGACCAGUGUGCAUGUUCCAAGAACUUCCUCAACUGAUCUGUCUGACUGCAAAAUGAUCAACUACUGUGAAUUGUUCUCAAGUGAAAUGAAAGCAUUUUCUGCACCGAAAAAAAGCGCUUUUUCCAAAAUAUGUGCUGAAUGGCACUGCUUAGACUUGGAAAAAGAUUAGGGUGAUUUGGAAAUAUAUUUUUUUAAAAGAAUAAAGGGUAUAUUUGGUAUGA
Rhea pennata is the source of this 1725-nucleotide messenger RNA. It is a transcript of the gene CPOX, whose product is annotated as coproporphyrinogen oxidase. Gene Ontology annotation, molecular function: coproporphyrinogen oxidase activity. The record is from RefSeq and is a predicted model, not a curated record. The transcript is spliced from 7 exons. Bases 1 to 1248 code for a protein of 415 amino acids. Gene Ontology annotation, cellular component: cytoplasm. Lineage: Eukaryota; Metazoa; Chordata; Aves; Rheiformes; Rheidae.